AUGUCCAGUGUGUGGCGCUAGUGCAUCUCCUUGGGUACCAGAUUGUUUUGUUGACGGAAGUUUUCAAAGAAGAAGAGAGGAGCAGCAAUGGUACGGUGGAAAUCUAGGUAUUUACUGUGCGAAGUUAACGUGGUAGACCGGAGCCGCUUGUUGCUGCUGGACGACCGAGCUGUUGCAGGGGCAGUGAAGGCAGCGGUGGCUCGAAUACACGGGGAUUAUGGAGCAGCUCUCUGCAGCAUCAGAUUCUGUGUAAAAUAUCUGAAUGCCCACACUGGAAUAGUACUUCUGCGUUUCCCCAAAAGCUGUUACAGAAUUCUCUGGUCUGCAUUGCCUUUUAUUACCAGUGUUGAAAGUCGUGGGCAGAAAAUCCCAUGUUUUCUGAACUGUUUGCAUGUGGGAGGAACAAUUAGAACAUGUCAGAAGUUUCUGGUCCGAUACAACACCCAGCAGCUACAUAGAAUGCUCCCUAAGUGUAAAAACGAAGAGGAAAAACAGCAGAUUUGCAAAGCAAUUCUGAACUGCACACUAACAGGAAAAGAUAAGGAAGAAUCUGAAGAUGAAUCAGAGAAUGAGGAAGAUGAAGAGGAGUAAUUCACACCAUGCAGCAAAAGGCAGCAGCUGUAAACAUGUCCUUGGAUGACUGGUUCUGACUAUUUGCUACAAGAUUGAUGGAAAAGAAUAUGUGAAGCAUUUGAAGAAUUGUAUAGCCAACUCUGAGGAAACAUGGAUUACUGCAGCUGCUCAAUGCAUUUGUUACUAAAGACAACUGGCUGGUGCAUUACCUUAAAUUUGUCACAUAAAUAUUUUCAGUUGACAGAAUGGCCUGGUGCUUAGUGCUUGAUUCUUAUAAUAGCUAACAUUACAGAAUUUCAAACUUCUUAUUGUUUUGAAAAUGUGACAUUGUAGCUAAGACUGCAUUCACACUGCAAAAUCAGACUAUAGCCUAAUUUCAAAGAGUUUUUUAAAUUAAUUAAAUUGUUUUAUGCUAAUCUGUAUUUUGUUCUCUAAGUAAAGAACUAUUUUUUGAAUCUAAUGUAUUUGCUGUGAUACCCUGAAAAUUUAUUUUUGCACACACUUAUGUAAACAUUAACUAAAUUUGUGGUAUUCAGUUGUUAAAGGUGUUUUAUUGAAGCACAGAUAUCUACAUUCUGUCUUUUGAAUGACUGACAGAUUUAUUAUAUUUGUGUCAUUCACCAAAGUGCUUAGCCCACAUGGACUUGCAAGACACCAAACAUAUUGUUGCUUCCAUAAAAAAGAAAAAUGUUAAAACUUUACCAUAUUACAAAAUAUAUAAAAAAAGCUUUGUCUUCUGUCCCAGGCUCUACAAAUAAACUCCACAUAUAAACUUCCCUUUCUAAAACCCAAUUCAAGUUUCUUAUCCAUCCAAAAAUAAAGUCAGAUAUUGAAGUAGGGAUGGGCGUAUCGAAUCUCUGGUAUCGAUACUUUAAUACCUGCCGGUUGAUAUUUUGGAGUCGAUACUUUUUUAAAUAUCGCAGUACCACUGUGCUAAUACAGAACGUGCAGUUUGUUUUCACUUCUGAGAGUUUUAGGUGUUAAAUUUAUGCAUGAAAACCAGUCCAGGCAUUUUCAAUGUGCACAUAUGACAGUAUUUUGGACUGACUUUUUUGAUCUCAAAAAUUAUCUUGGUAAGGAAAUUGUAUUUAGAGAAUAUGACAUUAAUUUUUUACAAGCCCCGUUUCUCUAGCAAUGAAAAAUUGAUUAGCAAUCUUCAUUAAUUUGGCCAAAUUCUUCAUCCGUAAUAUGUUUCUGAAAAAAAUCACCCUUUUCAACUUUUAAACAAUUUGAUCUUAACAAUUACUUCCAAACACUGUCACAAUUAAAUCACGCUAACAAAAAACGAACCAAAACCAUUGACCUCGUUAAACUUUUUAAUUUUAUAUCAGAAUAGCUGUACCCCUUUAUACUUUAUAUAUUGUUUUUUUUUUUGUUUGUUUGUUUUUUGUUCUCAUUUGUUUGGUUCUGCUAUUCAUUUUCACUUUGUUAUAUUAUGCCUACUUUUGUCCUGUUGUCCUCUUAAUGCA
Molecule: messenger RNA, 2042 nt
Organism: Monopterus albus (swamp eel)
Lineage: Eukaryota; Metazoa; Chordata; Actinopteri; Synbranchiformes; Synbranchidae
Gene: pop5
Product: POP5 homolog, ribonuclease P/MRP subunit
Exons: 5
Coding region: 88-591 (167 amino acids)
Biological process (GO): tRNA 5'-leader removal
Cellular component (GO): ribonuclease P complex
Molecular function (GO): ribonuclease P RNA binding
Source: RefSeq, a predicted model, not a curated record